AUGGUGGGCUUUGACCCCAGGGCACAGGGGGUCCCUCUAAGCGCCCGUGAGGCAGCUUUGGCUGGGUCGGCCGCUGGCACGGUCACCCGAGCUCUCAUCAGCCCCUUGGACGUCAUCAAAAUCCGAUUUCAGCUGCAAAUUGAGAGUCUGUCCUCCACGACGCCGGGUGGGAAGUACUGGGGUAUACUUCAGGCAGCACUCCGCAUUCACUCUGAAGAAGGCCUCGCCGCUUUUUGGAAGGGUCACGUCCCUGCGCAGCUGCUUUCCAUUUGCUACGGAGCAGUGCAGUUUGCCACUUUUGAGCGCCUCACCAAGUUGGUCCAUGACAAGACCAUUUUGGACAGUCAGACAUCAGGCGUUCACUUCCUGUGCGGUGGUUUGGCCGCCUGCUCAGCUACGGUGGCAUGUCAGCCUUUGGACACGCUCAGGACGCGUUUUGCCGCACAGGGCGAGCCCAAGCUGUACAGGAACCUCCCACACGCCGUGAGCGCCAUGUGGCGGUCAGAGGGUACACUGACAUUCUACCGAGGCCUCUCUCCGACGCUCAUCGCAGUUUUUCCAUAUGCGGGACUGCAGUUUUUCUUCUACAAUGUCUUCAAAAGGCUUUUGGCGUCUCAUCUCGCCACUGGCAAGUCUGAAGAAAACCUGAAAAGUCUCCUGUGCGGAAGCGGCGCCGGAAUGAUCAGCAAAACAAUCACAUACCCAUUCGAUGUUUUCAAGAAGAGACUGCAAGUUGGAGGCUUUGAGGAGGCCAGAGUUCACUUUGGACAGGUGCGGCACUACCGAGGCUUGGCAGAUUGCGUGUCACGGAUGACCAAAGAGGAGGGCGUGCGAGGCUUUUUUAAAGGCCUCUCUCCCAGCCUGCUCAAGGCGGCACUGUCCACCGGCUUCACUUUCUUUUGCUACGAAAUGUUCCUCGACGUGCUGCGAGAACUCAAAAAAGACCGGCAAAGGUAG
Nerophis lumbriciformis (worm pipefish) is the source of this 957-nucleotide messenger RNA. NCBI's taxonomy places the organism in Eukaryota, Metazoa, Chordata, Actinopteri, Syngnathiformes, Syngnathidae. The record is from RefSeq and is a predicted model, not a curated record.